AUGCCUGAGGCAAUCCAGAAGCUCCGAUUCCUUCCACUCCGAUGCCUAGGUCGACCGGAGAUGGUGAAGGUGGUGAGUCGGAAGAGAAAGAUGCCCAUCCGACUGUACUUCCCCUGGGGCCAACACUUUCUGGGCACGCAAUCUCGGAUGGUGGGAACUCCUAAUUAAAAAGGUAGACCGGGUGCUGCAUGCCCUGAGGGCAGAGGACAAAGGAAAGUGAAUCCAGAAGCCGGGUGAGUGGCUUCAAACAUCUCAUUCAUGAAUUAUGAGAGCCUGAGACGUGUCACUCUCCUUUCAUUCCGUAUAUUUCCCGAAACCUCGGCAUUCAUGUCAGAAUAGGGCCAAAGGGCAGUCCCAGCCCAUCCCUUCAAUCUGGGAGAUUGACUUCGGUGACAUUCUCCUCGACUUCAUCUCGCAUUCAGCCCUUCCUCAGCCGUUAAUUGGUCUCCCAGAUGACUGA
Molecule: messenger RNA, 460 nt
Organism: Bursaphelenchus xylophilus (pine wood nematode)
Lineage: Eukaryota; Metazoa; Nematoda; Chromadorea; Rhabditida; Aphelenchoididae
Source: the annotation of a GenBank genome assembly